AGAAGCAUCACGGAAGAGGGAGAGGUUCUGACGGAUCAGCAGCCGGCUAACAGCUAACAGCUAACAGCUAACCAGAGAAACACCAGAACAACCCGGUACUACCAGAACUACCAGAACAACCCGGUACUACCAGAACUACCAGAACAACCCGGUACUACCAGAACUACCAGAACAACCCGGUACUACCAGAACAACCCGGUACUACCAGAACUACCAGCUCUUCAACCAGGAGUUUAAUCAGGUCCAUUGGUCAGACAGACUCCAGACUGAAGUAUCAAGAUGACAGCUGCACCUUACAACUACUCCUACAUCUUCAAAUACAUCAUCAUCGGUGAUAUGGGAGUAGGGAAGUCGUGUCUGCUGCACCAGUUCACAGAGAAAAAAUUCAUGGCGGACUGCCCUCACACCAUCGGGGUGGAGUUCGGGACCAGGAUCAUGGAGGUCCACGGUCAGAAGGUGAAGCUGCAGAUCUGGGACACGGCCGGUCAGGAGCGCUUCAGGGCCGUCACCAGGUCCUAUUACAGAGGGGCCGCCGGGGCCCUCAUGGUCUAUGACAUCACCAGGAGAAGUACUUAUAAUCACUUGAGCAGCUGGUUGACGGACGCCAGGAACCUGACCAACCCAAACACAGUGAUCAUUCUGAUCGGUAACAAGGCCGACCUGGAGGCUCAGAGAGACGUGACGUACGAGGAGGCCAAACAGUUCGCUGAGGAGAACGGUUUGCUGUUUCUAGAGGCCAGCGCUAAGACAGGGGAGAACGUGGAGGAGGCGUUCCUAGAAGCGGCAAAAAGGAUUUACCAGAACAUCCAAGAUGGCAGUCUGGACCUGAACGCUGCCGAGUCGGGAGUCCAGCACAAGCCGUCUGCGCCGCAGGGAGGCCGCCUGAACACCGACAGCCAGCCGGCCAAAGAAGGCUGCAGCUGCUAACCACGAACAGGAACUACAGACCCAUCGAUCGGACGGAGGCAGACAGACACGUACGCAGAGAUCCACCAUGCGUCUUCUAUCCAGAGUGCGUCAAACGGGAUUUAGCUGGAUUACAUUUAACAGUCCAACCACCUGAAUCCAGACCUCAGUUCAGUACCCAAACCAGGUUCAACCAUCCUCCACCCAAUCAGACUUUACCAGCUUUGGUUAAAUCAGGACACCCUCAACCAAAUCAGCAGAUCAGUCUCAAAUUUGGAUCAGUGUUGGACAUCUCCCACAUCAGGACCACCCCAGAUCACUGUCGGCAUCAAAUGAAUCCCUAAUCCCUGACCACUCUUGGUCCACACUUGGAUCAUGCUGGUCUCGUUCCAGCUCAGUCACUAUGCCCAUCACCACACAACCUUUUCCCCCAAAACUGGACUACCCUCCGGACCUUCUAGGGUUGGAGCGCUGUUGGCCAGACUCAGGUGUCCAAAUUUGGUCGUACCUCAAAUUUGGACAACCCUUGUUCCAAGAGACAAAUAAAGAUACAAGGCUCAAGUCAACCCACAACCCAGGACUGGACUGUACUUCACCAAAAGGGGUCGCCUUAGUUCUAAAUCUGGACAUGGCAAUGGACAGAUGCAGAGCCUAGGCUUAAGAUGGACCCCUAGUCCAAGUCAAGACUGCCCUCAGCUCACAUCCAGGUAUGCUUGACCUAAAGAUACAGCUCUAAGCCCAUCACUAGACAACCUUUUUCCUGUACGACCCCUCCGGACCCCGUCUCUUCCAAGUCUGGAGCCUGUCGACCAGAUCUGGUCGUACUUCAAAUUUGGACAACCCUUGUCCCAAGAGACAGAUAAAGAUACGAGGCUCAUACCUACAGCCUAAGUCUGACUACACUUCACCAAAAUGCGGAUCAACCAAAUUCUAACUUUGAACAUUCCUAUGGACAAAUUCAGAGCCUUGGCUCAAGUUAGACUGCCCUUGGUUCAAAUUGAGACCACCUUCACCCCACAUCCAGACUCGCUUAGCCCAAUGGUAGGCCAAGCUGGACCGUUGUAAGCCCUGAAUAGGACCACCCUUAGCCCACCACCAGACAACCCCUUUUCCCGAAACUGGACUACCCUCUGGACCUUCUAGGUUUGGAGCGCUGUUGGCCAGACUCAGUGAGGUUUGUCCAAAUUUGGGACGACCCUGGUCACACUUGUUAAACACUGAUGACCCAAGAGACAAAGAAAGGUACAAGGCUCAACCAAAUUCCAACUUUGAACAUUCCUAUGGACAGAUUCAAAGGCCCAAAGGUAGGCCAAGCUGGACCGUUGUAAGCCCAGAAUAGGUUCUGGCCUAUCACCAGACAAGUAUUUUCCCCAAGACUGGAUCAGAUUCAAGUGAGGGUAGUCCAACUACCUUCAUCCCAAAUGUGAAACACCAAUGAGACAAAGAUUCAAUGCUUGAAUUCGGACAAACCUGCAGCCAAAAUCUGGACUACCCUUCACUAAAAUGCGGAUCACCCAAGUUCCAACUGCGGACAUUCCUAUGGACAGAUUCAGAGCCUCGGCUCAAGCCGGACUGCUUCUCAGUCCAAAUCAAGUACCACCUCCUGUCCAAAUCUUCAGAUUUAGCUAUAAUCUAAUCUGCUAUAAAUCCAGAUCGUCUAAACGCCCAACUCUGACGUUCACGUUUUGAUAUGAGCUUUUGGAUUUGGAGUUGUAUUCAUGUCUUAUACCUGUGUGAUAUCCCAUCAUUUGUUGUUCGGUUGGAAAAGUCUUAAAGAUUCAUGCUUCAAAUCCAUUAACUCUUAACACGGAGUGGCCUGGACGUCUGAACUCUGGUUCCUUUAGAAAACAUGUCUUCUUCUGCUUCAGUUCAUGCCAACGAACCCCUUAUCUCACUUCAUCCUCAUGCCUGAGUUUACAAACAACACUUGAAACAAGAAGCCGUUGCCCCUUCGAACUUCUGGCCCGUUGUAUUUCCACCAUAUUGGUAACGUGGAUCAGAAGACGCAUUCACUCUGUAGUUGUUGACGUGGAUUGGCGACUUCUGAAUCUGUUGUCCUUGUGGUCAAAUGCGUUUCUGGAGGCGUUCCAGUGAUAUUCACACCUGGAGCUGAUGAUGUAGUUUUACUUGUUUGACUACCGGUCACCUCGAACGCAGGUUAAAGGGGUACUCCGUGCUUGUUACCACUCAACCUCUGGAAAUACUUGUAUAAUGUCUUCUGUGGCUACGGAGGGUAUUUCUAAAGUCUGCAAAAAUAACUCAGAUGAUGUAAUUUGGCCUCAAUAAGCAAAGGCAGCGGGUGUGCAGUUUGAAAAUCGUGGGCAUUCACCCGUCAUGGUGGGUCCACCGAUAGGCGGUUCCGAGUUGCUUCACGAGAAUUGUAGGAUCAAGGGUUUUUGGAGUUUGUCCCGUGUUAUGUUUUAAAUGUCAGGAUAUCUUAAACAUGCACACAUUGCAGGUCUAACCGAUCCAAAACUGACCUGAAACCCGAAUACAAGGUGCAUAAAAAUUAAUUUUCAAAAAAGAGACCAAUCCGAAAGGUUCCCGAGGACACUAAGACCCCGACCGUCAAAAUUAGACUGAAUAUUAUUUGGACCCGGCCUUACUUGGGUUUUUGGGUCCAGAUCCUUAAAGACCUCUAACAAACAUUCACAGACAGGAACCCCAAACCCACCAUAUCCACACUUUGCCUUUUUUAAAAAUCGAAAAUAUUUUAACUAAAUAAAUAACUGAAGGCGACUCUGAAUAUUGAUCGUUCUCUGGAGAGAUAAAGCAGCUGAUUGAUGAAGGUGAUGAUGAAGAAUAAAAUGACUUACCUGAACCAGAAUGUCACUACUGGUCCCGCAAUGGAUCACAAGUUCAGGAUAGAUUUUUAUUAAAUUUCUUGUUAAUGUUGAUUUUUUUUUUUUUUUUCUAACGUGUUUCCAAAUAUAUAUAUUACAGUAUAUUUUCGAUGUCACAGUUCCCCCUGGUGGCCACUUUUUUUGUGUCCCUCCUGAUUAAGAGCGUACCGAGGGAAGAAAAACGUGGAAGCAGAUUCUUUUAAUUUAUUGCUGCCUGUUUUUGUUUUGUUUGGUUUUCUUGUUAAUGUUAGGACAGGAUUCUGGUUCAUUACAGCGAAGUUAGCGUAACGAUGCGUUCACACCAAGAGAGAAGCAAAUUUUUGCCUCGCUUUACUCGCGCAAGGUUAACCGCCGGUACCAUCUAUGUUCAUUCGCUCUAGGCGCUCCGGAGAGGAGGAGGAGCUUGUCUCCAUGGAUACCAACAACUUUUCUUUCCUCCAUCAACCAUGGAAGAAAUAACCACUGUUGCUGCUUUGUACAUGUUGGUGAAGUCCCAGAUAUGUCAGAAAACCAAACGCCGUUGUGUCUGGGUUGAUAACGUCACCCGGCGGCGAGCUAUAUUCACAUACAGCGCCGAAAUAACCACAACCGAAUUCAUGCUUUGUCAGGUCUGUUACCAUGACGACAAACAGACAACUUUUAAAAUGCUUGUUUUCUGAAUGGAGUCUGGAUGGAUCAGUGCCAGGCUUUGCAGCUGCUCCAUCAACGUGUCUAUUUGCUUCUUUGCAUUGACUUUGCAUGUAAUCACGCCGCACAAAAAGUUUGCUUCGCUCUUGGUGUGAGCAGACAAUAAGAGUUGCAACAACAACAAAAAUCUUACAGACACAUUAUGACUUUUUUUGUGAGAAAAUUCUGCCUUCCAACAAAACGUCCAACUAUUUUUCUUAUAAGUGUGAUCUGAUUCAGCUCAAACUGGCCGAGCCUCGAUAUCCUGAAGUGCUUUAAAGUUUCAUCAGCUAAAUGACUCAAUGAUUAAAUGUUUAUAGAGUGAUCCCGGCGCUACACGAACCAGUUCUCCCAGUCUAUCUAACUGGAUCGGUCAGUAAAUUCUCUUCCUUAACAAGCAUUCCAGCGCUACGCAGCUACAGAACAGAAACACCAACAUUGUAGCUCUACUUAACUUUCACUUUUUAAAUAUUUCAAAGCCGUAUUCUUUGAUUUUUAUGGUCACUAGAGAUAAAACCAAAACAAGCCGACGUAUGCACGCACAGUUUAACACUUAAUGUUUCAGCUUUGACCUGAUAUGAUGGAUUAACGUCACAUUUACACUAAAUGGAUCAGCGGUCCAGUUUAAUGAGCAGUGUCUCUCCAGCACUGUAAAAUAAUAAUAUUAAAACAUUAAAACUGAUUAAAUACUGAGAAGUUUUAAAAAGCCUGAGAAAUGUUUCCCCUCGAAGUCCGAAUGAUUCCCAGAAGAAACAAACGUCACCAGCAGGUUUAUCUGAUGAAUCAAAGUAGAACAUUUAAUUCAAAUCAAGGUGAUUAAAGAAGCCUUAUUUUUGUCUAUUUACCUUCAAUCAGUUGAUAAACUUGAUCUUUACGUAUUUUAAUACCACAUUAUUUUUUGUUUUCUUUGUUUUUGUCUUGUUAGUGCCACCGUAUGUAUAAUCAUUUUUUCAGAAUUAUAAAAAUACUAAUUGCAAGUCACAAUUAUGAGAUACUCUGUCAACAUUUAACUUUCUAGGACAAAGCUAUGAAAUAAUGAACUUCAAUUUGUCAAAUUAAUCAAAGUCCAUUUUGAUUCACGUACUGGCUCAUAAUCAAGAUUUAAAAAGUCUAAAUCUUUACUUUGUAUCACCAUUUUUAUUUAUAUUAUCCUGAAUAUUUCUCAGUUCUUUUCCUUUUCUAACAGAAAUACAUUUACCUUUUUUUAAAAAAAAAUAAUCUAAAUUUGGCACAAGUGACUUAUAAUCCAACAAUUUUGACAUAAAAAGUCAUAAAUUUGACUUAAAGUGAGUUUAAAAAAAUAAAUAAAUUAGUUGUUCACUGUUUGAAUAUAUAAAUUGUAAUUAUGAACACACUGUUUAUUGUUGACUCAACAGAUGACUUAUUGGUGACAUUUUGUCUCCUCUGGGCCUCCGUACAGUUGUUCUGUAACUUCUGAAUGAACGUUAUGAGAGGAAGUAAUUUUCCUGCCCGACCCUCCGGUCCAGAUUCUGGUCUCGCUCAGAUCUGGUGUACAGUCCCAGCUGAAGUGUUGAAGGAUAUUAAAGACAGCGCUGUUUGUCUGUCCAGGCGUCUCUGAGGACAUCUGGACCACUAACAGUGUCCACAUCCGUCUGAACAGGGAGUGAUUUCACUCCUCGUCGUCCUCUGAUUGGUCGAACAGCAGCCUUCAGCUGUGAUGGUUGAUUUAUGAAUGAAGCCACUCAGACUUUAAUGUUUUCACACAUCAUCACUUAAUAACCUGCACGUUGAUUUAGCUGGGAAACAAGGACAGAAAAAAUGUUUGUUUCCUCAUUGACGCGUUUUCAAAUUUUACUCGUAAAGAUUUUAACAAGUUUCCAGAAACCAAAGGGUCACAAAAUCACUGAAGAAGAAAAACAUAAAGUUGUGUUGUGACCGCCGCCUUAAGCUUCCCUCGCCAAAGGAAAACAUUUAAUUUAUGAAAAUAUUCAAAAGUUUAUUAAAACGCUGCAGCAGUGCUCGUCCUGUAGGUGGCAGCGUUGUCGCAGUGUAAUUGCCUUUUAAAUGGAAAAACUACGUCAGUUUAAAGAUCCCUGAUCUCGUCACAGCGCCCCCAAAUUCCUAAAAUUAGUAUGUUUAACAUUUCAAAUGAUUGCACUGAUCAGCCAGACGGAGGCGCUGUAAUCAGGCUGAAAGUGAAUAAAUCUACAAGCCACAGAUCUCCGGUUUCCCCCCCGCUCCUUGCUGGCUGUAAAACGCUCUGUACAUUUUAUUCUUUUUCUUUCCUGUAACGUCUGUUGAUUUUCUGUCUGCUAAAGUAAAAAAAAAAAAAAAAACAUGCUUCUUUAUGAUUCUUUGACUAUUUAUACUCUAAAUCUGUAAUGAUUUUCUUCUUCAGCUCUACCUUUUCAUUGUACAACGGCGGGGAUUCAGUUAUUUGUAAAUAAAGUAUAUAUACUGUAUAUA
This is a messenger RNA of Sebastes umbrosus (honeycomb rockfish), 6842 nucleotides long. Its product is annotated as ras-related protein Rab-14-like. The transcript has 8 exons. Gene Ontology annotation, molecular function: GTPase activity; GTP binding. The record is from RefSeq and is a predicted model, not a curated record. Gene Ontology annotation, biological process: Golgi to endosome transport; phagosome maturation; endocytic recycling. Gene Ontology annotation, cellular component: Golgi apparatus; recycling endosome; trans-Golgi network. Bases 280 to 927 code for a protein of 215 amino acids. NCBI's taxonomy places the organism in Eukaryota, Metazoa, Chordata, Actinopteri, Perciformes, Sebastidae.